CCACUGCCUCCUGCAUUUGCAGCUUGCCCUGUCACACACUGCCACUGGCUCUUGGAGUCUUGCAAUCACAGACACUGCUGAGAAGAUGCACGCUGUCUCUCUGACAGUCAGGUUGAUCCCUACAUCCCAGGGCUUAUCCACAGACAAGCCCUGUUCCUUUUUAUUUAUUUACUAGUAUUUUUAUACUGAUUCUGAAGUGAAGAGACUCGGAUGGGGACAUCCUUCUUGGCAGUCUUCCAAGCUGCAAGAUCCUGUAGAUUUUCUUGUGCCGAGUUGUGGGAGCAGUAUGCGCAUGCAGUCGCAGGUGGCGGACCCGAGCUAGCUUGGUGGUAACAAAAUCAAUUUUUGUACAGUCAUGUACAAUGUUUGUAGUGCAAGUGACUGUCUACGAAAUGAAACGAAAGUUCAAACUGUCUUUGGAAAAAGUAACGCCUGAGACCAUCGGCGUCGGGUGAGAACCCCCUAGCAAGGUGAUAGCAAAAACCCUGCCAGAGGUCGCGGUUUAGGAGUUCAACCAAAGCUUCGGAUUGCGGAACGAGCUAGAGUUUAGUCUGGGGUUUUGUUGCCUUGAGCCAUGGAAAGUCACUCGUGGCUCGAUCCUGAGGAUGUCGUCAUGGUCGAGCCAGUUGAUGGAGCUGGUAAUGCUGUUGGUCAAGUCACCAGACCUCUAUCACCGCUCCGUGCCUACAAUACGCGCAGCAGUAUGCGGUCGAAUCAAAGUGAAGCGACCAGCAGCAUUUCUCCCAGCAGAGUUGCAUCCACUGUUGUGCCGCCGUCAAGGCGCUGUCCACUGCCGAACCUUUCCACCGCUCACUCCGCCGCCAGGACGCCUAUUAGCAGCAGUACGCCGGCGAAUGAGUUUGAGCGGGGAGAAGAUGGUGAUGAUGCAGUGUUGUGGUGCGCAGACUCGCCAGAUGAUGAUGAUGGUGGACAUAUGACUGUGUAUAUUGCGCCGCCGAGAGAAGACAGCGUUUACGACAGGGUGGACAUUGGUCAGACGCGAUGUGCAAUUUGCACUGAGAUGUUAGCGUCGCUGGACUCACUCAACAAGCACCACGAGGCACACAUAGACGCGUAUCAGAAGAAGUCCUCCGGGGUCCGGGCAUACACGUGUGAGGUGUGCGAUAAGGACCUCCAGCAGCGGUUCAACCUGCUACGCCACUACCUUGUACAUGCGGACGUUCGUCCGUACGAGUGCUGUGUGUGUUUCAAGCGCUUUCGCGAGGAGCGUAACCUGCGCAAACACAUGCCGCAGCAUUCCAGCGAGAAGCGAUUUGAGUGCGAUCAAUGCGACAAGAAGUAUUUUUCUAAGCAAUCGCUGGGUCAUCACCAGGCCACCAAACACAAAGAUGUUGUCAAGCGCUUUCAGUGCAAGUACUGUCACGUGGCGUUUGCUGCACCCAGUGAUUGCAGUCGACACGAGAUCAGUCACACUCGAGCGCCGCAGCACCAGUGCGGCUCGUGCAGCCUCUCCUUCAACAGGAUCAACCAACUCACUGCGCACGAACUGGAAGUACACGAUGUUGACUCUAAUGCGAGGGCGAUAGCUGCCGAUCGUCCAAGGCGCUCAGCCAGAGCUAGUGGUGGCAGUGCUGCUACUGCGACUCCUCAAUGUGCUGCAGGCGUCUCUUCCAGUGUCACAGCACCUUCGACGGGUCAAGCUGAUGAGUCCGCUGAGAAUUUGCACACAUCAUCGAAUGAAAUUGGGAACGAAGAAGGUAUGGAUGAUGGUGCUGAGUCCCCGGUGGAUACUGGUGAUGUUGUCGCUGUAGCUGCCGCCCUAGCAACAGAGGGCAGUGAGACGGAGCAACAACACACCGCUGCCGUACUCAACCCGCUGGGAACACACCCUGCAAUGGUGGAGAUUGGGGAAACCCCCUGUUCUGUGUGCAAGCAGUGCUUCCCCUCGCUGGAAUCACUCAGCCGGCACCUGGAAACUCACAUCAAUCAGUGCUCAUGGAAUGCCAAGCAGCGUGGCGUGUUCGUGUGUGAAGUGUGCUUCAAGGAGUUUCCCUACCGUCUCCAGUUGAUACGGCACUAUCUCAUGCACUCCGACGUCCGGCCGUACCAGUGCAGCUUCUGCGAGAAGCGAUUCCGCGAGGAGCGUACUCUCAACAAGCACGUCGUGCACCAUGCCAAGGGCAAACUGCACGAAUGCCCGCACUGUGACAGGAAGUAUCUGUCGCGCGACUCUCUACUCUAUCACAUCUCUAAGCACAAAAAUGUUGUCAAGCGCUUUCAGUGCAAGUACUGUCACGUGGCGUUUGCUGCACCCAGUGAUUGCAGUCGACACGAGAUCAGUCACACUCGAGCGCCGCAGCACCAGUGCGGCUCGUGCAGCCUCUCCUUCAACAGGAUCAACCAACUCACUGCGCACAAACUGGAAGUACACAAUGUUGACUCUAAUGCCAGAGCUAGUGGUGGCAGUGCUGCUACUGUGACUACUCGAUGUGCUGCAGGCGUCUCUUCCAGUGUCACAGCACCUUCGACGGGUCAAGCUGAUGAGCCCGCUGAGAAUUUGCACACAUCAUCGAAUGAAAAUGGGAGCGAAGAAGGUAUGGAUGAUGGUGCUGAGUCCCCGGUGGAUACUGGUGAUAUUGUCGCUGUAGCUGCCGCCCCAGCAACAGAAGGCAGUGAAACGGAGCAACAACACACCGCUGCCGUACUUAACCCGCUGGGAACACACCCUGCUAUGGUGGAGAUUGGGGAAACCCCCUGUUCUGUGUGCAAGCAGUGCUUCCCCUCGCUGGAAUCACUCAGCCGGCACCUGGAAACUCACAUCAAUCAGUGCUCAUGGAAUGCCAAGCAGCGUGGUGUGUUCGUGUGUGAAGUGUGCUACAAGGAGUUUCCCUACCGUCUCCAGCUGAUACGGCACUAUCUCAUGCACUCCGACGUCCGGCCGUACCAGUGCAGCUUCUGCGAGAAGCGGUUUCGCGAGGAGCGUACUCUCAACAAGCACGUCGUGCACCAUGCCAAGGGCAAACUGCACGAAUGCCCGCACUGUGACAGGAAGUAUCUGUCGCGCGACUCACUACUCUAUCACAUCUCUAAACACAAAACCCCUACGCUACGUCAUGUGUGCAAGCUGUGUGGCAAGGCAUUCCGUAACCCUAGCGACCUGUCGCGACACGACCAGGUACAUGCCAAGGUGGCGCAGCACACGUGCAAGAUCUGCGACAUGGCCUUCAACAAGCGCAGUGAGCUGGUGUUCCAUGCCGUCGACGUGCACAAGACAUCAGGAGAAAUGAAAGCUUCAUUUGAACCGGUCGUUGGACACUCUGGAAACUCUACUACAAAGGUUAUAGUGGAAUGCGUUGCUGCCACUGUGAGCGACAGCGGUGACAACAACUUCUCUGCUGAUAACACCGCCAGUAACAGCAGCAGCCGCAGCAGCAACGACAACCCCGGUGAUAACUGCAGCGCCAGUAACAGCAACAGCAGUGCUGGAGAAAGAAACACCAGCGACAUCACCGCCACAAUCACAACUCCUGCCACCGCCACCACCACCAGCAGCAGCAUCAGUGACAGCGGAAACACCAACAUUAGUGAGAACAUGGGCAGUAACACUAUCCCCCUGCUGCCUUCAAAUAGUGCCGUCACAACGGUCACUUUCAGCGUUCUAUCACCAUCACCUGGCAGUGGCGUGGCAGUGCCAUCUGUAGACACCAUACCGGUAAUCGCUUCCAGUAGCUCACAACCUGAACAUGCUAGCCUGGAAGCCAUUAAUGACAAUGGGUCAAAGUCAGCAACAGCACAAGUGAGCGAUGGUGAUGGUGAUGGUGAUGUAAGUGGCAGCAGUGGGACGACUGCCACGGACAAUGCUGCUAAAAAGUCUACGCGUACCAGUGCUAGUAGGGUGUGUACAGAGUGCGGAAAGCAGUUUAAGUCAGCGCAAAGUCUCUACAACCACCGCCUCUCGCACGACUUCAUCAAAGCGCAGCAAGCGUUGGCCGCCAAAGGGAUUUUCCCCUGUGCUGUCUGCAAACAGACAUUUGACUCGCUGGAGGUGCUCACUCGCCAUCUACUAGACAUACACACCGGUUGUCCAGACUCCAGUGAGACCAGAUCUGUUUAUACGUGUGAGGUGUGUAGCAAAGACUUGAAGAGCAAGUAUGUGUUGUUGCGUCACUACCUCACGCACGCCGGUGUGCGUCCGUUUGAGUGCAGCAUCUGUCACAAACGCUUCACGGAGGGCCGUAAUCUCAACCAGCAUGUGCUGCUGCAUACACAGGCAGAUCUCUAUGAAUGUACCAUGUGCAACAAGAAGUAUUCCUCCAAGCACUCUCUUCUCUAUCACAUGACCAAGCAGACCAAGCAUGCAGAUAAGAUCAUGCCAUACGCGUGCCAGUACUGCGACAAGCGAUUCCGUGCUCCUAGUGACGUGAGUCGCCAUGAGCUCUGCCACACCAAGCUGAAGCCUCACGUAUGCAAGAUCUGCAACAAGUCCUUCAGCAAGAAGUGUCGCUUGACUUUGCAUGAAAUCAACGAGCACAUGAUAUCCGGAGAAAUGAACACUAUCGCCAUCUCCCAUGAACCGCUACUGACCGCAGCAAGCCAUGCUGCAACUUGUAAUCCUAUCUCUGAAACAGACAAGGACAUGUCUGCCAUAGAGAAGGAAAUAUCUGCAAUAGACGAGGACAUAUCUGCAAUGGAGAAGGACAUGUCUGCAAUGAGUGAUGAGACGUCUGUGGUUACCAGUGGACCAUGUGCAGGUGGUGACGACAUGUCUGCACUGGACCGGGAAAUGCCUUCCCUGGACAAGGAAGCAGCAGUUGUCGAAGAAGUAUCCGCGAUGGACAGUGAAACACUUGCAACGGCAAUGGGCGACGGAAUGCCUACAGUAGACGCGGACAUGUUAGUGGUGGACACAGAAAUGUCUACAGUGGAUGCCGAAGAAACACCAGCAUCGGUAAUUGAUGAAACGUCAGUUGUGAUUGAGGGAACACCUGCAUUGGACAAGGAAACUUUUGUAGUGGACAAGGAAAUGACACACGCAGACUCAGCAAUGGAUGAUGAAACGCCAGUUGUGGUUGAGAGAACACCUGUAUUGGACAAGGAAACCUUUAAAGUGGACAAGGAAAUGACACACGCACACUCAGCCAAUGUUGUAGAUGAAAUCGUAAUGGACUCUGGCAGACGCCUGACGUGAUAUUACGUCCUGCUGACUGGAGCUUCCCGAAUGACAGGUUUCCUGAAUGGCUUGCUGACCGAAUGGCUGAUUGCCUAACUGGCUGACUGCUUGACUGGCGGAGUGCCUGAAUGACUGCCUGAACGGCUAACUGCCUGAAUGGCUGACUGCCUGAACGGCUUACUGCCUGACUGGCUCACUGCCGCAACGGCUUACUGCCUGACUGGCUCACUGCCUGAACGGCGUACUGCCCGAAUGGCUGCCUGACUGCCCGAAUGGCUGGCUGGCUGACUAUAAGUACAUGUCUGCAUACGUAGCACUUCAGCUCCGUUUGUAUCCUAGCUAACUUGUUAGGCAAGUUCACACACCAACUUGGGUGUUUUAGAGUGACGAGCUCAGAUUUGUAGAGCUUCCUUCUUCCUUGCAAUGCUGAUCUGAGCAAACGUCUAGCAUAGAAGUUAUCACGAACAUCAUGUACCUCAAAAGAAGCUCUUGUGAUUGGUUUCUUUGUCUCGUGAUAACAAUUUAACAAUAAUUUAGGAUUUUUUAGAUUUUUGUUGCUGAUUAGAUUUGCUGCGCUUGCCGUCUCGCAGCCGCAACACUGCUCGUCCACAAUUUUCUGCGUGGAUUUAGUUAUUUUCUGUUCAGAUGUAUUUGUUUUUAACCGGCAGGAACCUGCACCUAUUCUACCUUACCUAUCGUGUACAUUUACAUGUGAUUACUUUUAUUUUCAUUACUUUUAAAAGCUCAUAGCUGUACUGAGGAAGCCUAAUUGGCCGAUACAGCUAACUGUCUACAG
This is a messenger RNA of Sycon ciliatum, 5927 nucleotides long. Its product is annotated as zinc finger protein 91-like. Gene Ontology annotation, molecular function: RNA polymerase II cis-regulatory region sequence-specific DNA binding; DNA-binding transcription factor activity, RNA polymerase II-specific. Gene Ontology annotation, biological process: regulation of DNA-templated transcription. Bases 575 to 5149 code for a protein of 1524 amino acids. The record is from RefSeq and is a predicted model, not a curated record. Lineage: Eukaryota; Metazoa; Porifera; Calcarea; Leucosolenida; Sycettidae. The transcript has 14 exons.